Molecule: messenger RNA, 264 nt
Organism: Anthostomella pinea
Lineage: Eukaryota; Fungi; Ascomycota; Sordariomycetes; Xylariales; Xylariaceae
Source: the annotation of a GenBank genome assembly
AUGGACGAGCAGAGCGGCGAAGCCUUCAUCUUUGACGUAUCGGAUGCGUGGGACGCCCGUAACAUUCUGUACUCGCUUCCGUUCAACAGACGGAAUACCGUUUAUGACGACGUGACUGCUCUCUGCAACAUGUUCUUCCCCAAAGAGCUUCGAGAUCGCAUGCAUGCGCUGCAUGAAUCUGACGAGGCCAAGUGCCUCACAUGCGAUGUCGACUUCGACCGGAAGUCGAACAGUAAUGACGGUAACUGGGACGACGAAGAAUAG